UAACACCAGUUAUUUUGUUUACACUAAACUUAGCGGAAGCACAGUUUCAAUGGAGUCCGUGAAGAAGUACAGCGUAACCGCCAAAGAGAAGAUCGGCAACUUGGCAGCAGAGACGGAGGAAAAGUUGGAGAAGAUGAAAGCUUGUGCAACUGAGAAGGUAGAAAAGAUGAAGGCCCGUGAUAAGGAAGACAAAAAACUAGCAGAGGAGCGUAAGCAGGCGAAGGAAGAGUUAGCAGAAGUAAAGGCAGAGCAUAAGAAGAUGGAGAAUAAGCUGAAAGCUGCUUCAAAGAAACAUGAAAUCGGGAAGCAAUCUCAGUCUCGUCCACCUGAGGAAAAGGCUGAUGACUUGUCAGAGCACUUUGGCAUGCGUGACAAAGAGGAGGAGCUGCGUUAUAGCAUGGAAAAAACAAAGACGGAAGUGAAUCCAGGCCCCACUGGCCUUCGUUGGUGAACAGGACGAUGUGUUUAUUGUAUUUACAGGAGCCUGUUUUCUGAUAUAAACAGUGCUCUGUACUUUUAUGUGUGUGACUAUUUCUGCUGGUUAGUUCGAUGUGCAAGACUGUUCGACAUUUGAUAUUACAUAAAGACUAACUAAGUCGAAGUGUAAGGCCGAAUCGACUUGAAUGUGGAAAGUGUAUUUUAACCA
This is a messenger RNA of Cryptomeria japonica (Japanese cedar), 646 nucleotides long. RefSeq names its product late embryogenesis abundant protein 18. The record is from RefSeq and is a predicted model, not a curated record. Lineage: Eukaryota; Viridiplantae; Streptophyta; Pinopsida; Cupressales; Cupressaceae. The coding region runs from base 50 to 451 and encodes 133 amino acids. The transcript is spliced from 2 exons. Gene Ontology annotation, biological process: embryo development ending in seed dormancy.